Molecule: messenger RNA, 809 nt
Organism: Pelobates fuscus (common spadefoot toad)
Lineage: Eukaryota; Metazoa; Chordata; Amphibia; Anura; Pelobatidae
Product: nicotinamide N-methyltransferase-like
Exons: 3
Coding region: 1-786 (261 amino acids)
Cellular component (GO): cytosol
Molecular function (GO): N-methyltransferase activity
Source: RefSeq, a predicted model, not a curated record
AUGGAAGCUGCAACUCUCAAACAUUAUCACGAUGAGGAGUUUGACCCUCAAAUGCUGGUAAAAAUGUACAUUAGUGAAGAUAAAACACAUACGAAAGAGGAACUAUUGGAAUAUCCAAUGAAAGUUGUUUAUGAACUAUGCUCCACAGGAACUGUGAAAGGAGAAACACUGAUAGAUCUCAGUGGGGGUCCAGAUUUAGGUCAACUGCUGGUUGCUGGCAAUUUCUAUAAAGAGAUCACAGUUUUGGAGUCUUCUGUUGCCAGUCAAGAAGAAAUACAGAGAUGGUUGAAUAGGCACCCAGAUGCAAUAGACUGGUCACAUGCUACAAGACUUUUAUCUAAGCUGAUAGGUGGAAGCAUAUCAACAGAAGAACUGGAAGAGAAAACAAGAAGAGCUAUUAAACAUUGUCUUCUAUGGGAUCCAACCAAGGAUAACCCGGUGGAACCCGAUAAUUUGCCUCUGGCAGACACUCUGCUCAGCACCUGGUACCUUGAAGCAGCCUGCAAAGACCAUGACAGUUAUCGUAACUACUUGAAAAAAUUCUUAUCUUACUUGAAAGUUGGAGGACAUAUCAUUUUGUUUUAUGUCUCAAAAUGCACACAUUACACCAUCCAUCAACAUCGCUUUUCUACUCUGAACUAUGAGAAGGAAUUUGUACAAACUGUCUUACUUGACAGUGGCAUUGCCAUUGAAAGGUCAUCAUUAAAGAAAAGCAAAGUAGACAGCCACCAAAUAAAAUAUGAAAAUGUUGGAUAUUUUCUAGGCCAUAAAGAAAAGCAAGUUUAACCAGCACCGAUGCUUCCAUUUGA